This is a messenger RNA of Oryza brachyantha (malo sina), 1302 nucleotides long. RefSeq names its product LEAF RUST 10 DISEASE-RESISTANCE LOCUS RECEPTOR-LIKE PROTEIN KINASE-like 2.5. Gene Ontology annotation, molecular function: ATP binding; protein kinase activity. NCBI's taxonomy places the organism in Eukaryota, Viridiplantae, Streptophyta, Magnoliopsida, Poales, Poaceae. Bases 1 to 1302 code for a protein of 433 amino acids. The record is from RefSeq and is a predicted model, not a curated record. Gene Ontology annotation, biological process: protein phosphorylation. The transcript is spliced from 3 exons.
AUGGAUUCCCGCCUCGCCCUCGCCGCCGUCGUCUGUGCCAUCGUCCUCUGCGCCACGCCGGCGGCACUCGCCCAGACAGUGCAGGUCUGGACGAGAGGAGGGCGCGCCUACUCGCUGACAUGCUACACGCGGUUCGAGGUGGUGCCGUUCUACAGGCCACCGAACGCGACGAGCCUCGUGGUGGCGGCGGCGUCGCCGGCGACGCCGCCGGCGUUGCAGCCUACGGAAUCCGGAGUUUCAACUAUUGCCGCCGUUCUCUUGGUCAUGUCUUGCAUCAUUGUGGUUGUCAAAAGUCGUAGUAGGGCAAAAUUUGAGAUGAUCAUUGGAAAGAACUCCAAUCGUAAGGAGAAUAUUGAAGAGCUACUUGACAACUAUGGUUCACUAGCACCCAAGAGAUACAAGUACUCACAACUAAAGGAUAUGACAGGGUCUUUCAGUGAGAAGCUAGGGGAAGGUGGCUAUGGAACGGUAUACAAAGGUACUUUACCUGAUGGUAACCCUGUUGCUGUGAAGUUUCUCCAUGAUUUGACAAGUAAUGGAGAAGAAUUUGUAAAUGAGGUUAUCAGCAUUAGAAGGACUUCUCACAUUAAUGUGGUCACACUUGUUGGUUUUUGUUUGGGGGCCUCAAAGCGAGCUCUCAUCUACGAGUACAUGCCGAAUGGAUCAUUGGACAAAUUCAUUUAUGCUGAAAAUUCAAAAAUAACUCUAGGAUGGGACAAACUUUAUGAGAUAGCAACAGGUAUUGCGAGAGGAUUGGAGUAUUUGCACCGAGGUUGUAACACACGAAUCAUACACUUUGACAUCAAACCGCACAAUAUUCUACUUGACCAUGAUUUUGUCCCCAAAAUUGCGGAUUUUGGCUUGGCGAAGUUAUGCAACCCGAAGGAGAGCUACCUUUCAAUGGCCGGUAUGCGAGGAACUAUUGGGUUUAUUGCGCCAGAAGUAUUUUCGAGGCGAUUUGGAGUUGUUUCGACCAAGUCAGAUGUGUAUAGCUACGGGAUGAUGCUUCUUGAGAUGGUAGGAGGAAGGAAAAACUUGAAAUCAAGUGUUGAAAACCCGAGCGAAAUGUAUUUUCCGGACUGGAUUUAUAGGUGUCUGGCAGAUCUUGGAAGCUUGCACACUUUUGACAUGGAAUAUGAAACUGAGGAGAUUGCAAGAAAAAUGGCCGUAAUUGGCCUGUGGUGCAUACAAGUAUCACCUAACUCUCGCCCCACAAUGAGCAAAGUUUUAGAUAUGUUUGAAAAAAGUGCUGAUGAACUUGAGAUACCACCAAAACAUUGUUUUUACUCGGCCAUACAGUAA